AUGCCACUUUUCGAAACUAUUCCUGUCGAUGUUGAACAAGUCCGUCAGCUUGCACGUGACCAUUGGGGCGUCGAAGUGGGAGAGUGCAUUAAAGCUUCACAAAAUCACACUUUUCUUGCCAACAAAGGCUCGACAGAACGUUUCGUUGUACGUGUUACACCUGAUCCAGAAAACAAGCGAUUUGAUUGCACUGAGCUUGAAGUGGCUCUGCUAAACUAUCUACACGACAACAAGCUCCCGGUGUGUGCAGCCGUUAAAAGCUCAGUCACUACUUCUGCUGUCGUCCGCGACGGCUCCUUAAUUAUCUGCCUAUUCACAUUUGCAACUGGAGAGCCUGUAGUCUUCACGGAUUGGACAUGGAUGACGAAUCGAGAGAUAGUUGUUGGACUUGGGCGGUGGUUAGCUCGUCUACAUAAACUCACCCGUCGCUUCGCCCAAGAGCAGCCAGUGCUAGCUGCUCGUGCUCGCCACUGGACCACACUUCACGAAGGAGUUUUGGCCGGCGUAGAAGUCGACGAACGCGAUAGUAAAACAGCAGCGGACCCGUUUUAUUUUGGGGUGAUUCACGGCGACGUAAACCCAAGCAACUACUAUUGGGAUUCUACUGUCGGAAUGCCGUGCAUGUUUGACUGGGAUCAACUACAGCAAUCGUGGUUUCUCUACGAUUUGUCGGCGCCAAUUUUUGGUGUUAUUUCGCUCGAACGACACGGUUCUCCUAUUGAUCGGUCAAUUGUACCGCAAGCAAACUCGAAGCUGUACACGACAUGGCUUCUCGAGGGUUAUGAAUCAGAAGAAGGAGUUGUUGCUGUCGAUCGAGACGCUCUUCAACGGAUGGUAUUGAUUCGUCGAGAGCUCUAUAAGCGAUUCUGCCGAAAAGCAUUGCUGGAACUACCCGCUGAGCACCCCAUGGCACAAUUUUGCCAGUUUGUGACCGACUCUUUUGACAAAGAAGAAAAAGAGACAUUGUUACGGCCCACACCAUCGAACUCUGACAUCUAA
This is a messenger RNA of Rotaria socialis, 999 nucleotides long. NCBI's taxonomy places the organism in Eukaryota, Metazoa, Rotifera, Eurotatoria, Philodinida, Philodinidae. The record is from the annotation of a GenBank genome assembly.